Symbiodinium necroappetens is the source of this 1392-nucleotide messenger RNA. NCBI's taxonomy places the organism in Eukaryota, Dinophyceae, Suessiales, Symbiodiniaceae. The record is from the annotation of a GenBank genome assembly.
AUGUCGUGGGCUGCGAUGCCUCUCCACCUGCUUCGGGCAAGCGAUGAGGUAGCUUACAGUGCUCAAGCCGACGCUGGGACUUAUGCUCCAGAGCGCCGUUUAGUGCAAGAGAACGACUAUGCACCCCCCCUGCUCAUCAUCGGCUGCGUGUUGGCCGCAGUGGCUGUCUUGUUGCUCGGCGUGCUGCUCUUCAGAAACCUGGACACUCGUGGCAAGCAUGAAGACUAUGAAGUGCAUGGAAGACGUAUUGGAGUGUCCUCCGAAUCUCCUCGAGCUCAACCUAAAUACGCACCAGCGAUACCUGUUUACGGCCAGCAGAAGCCGAUUCGAUCUGCACCGGCAGGAACACCAUCCCGUGCUGAGUCACCACCGUCGGUCAAGGAUUCUGCUGCACGGCGUGCCUUCAACUCGAUAGACAAAGACAGGAGUGGCUUCAUUACACGCCAAGAGCUGAAUCCCUAUCUGGCAAAUAUGCCACCAGAGACUGCCGAGGCAGUUUUCCAAAGCUUAGAUCGGGAUGGUGACAACAGAAUCUCCUUUGAAGAGUUCGAGAGAUACUUUUACCCCAUUAUUGCACAUGAGCCGCAGCCUGUGGACACGCCGGAAAAUGCUGUUUUGGGCAUUUGCAGCUACUACCUACUCAACGUCUUCCCGGAGUUGGCGCAGGUGUGCACUGGUCUGCAGAAUCCAAACUUUUAUGAUAUGGCCAAAGUCCUUGCAGCGGGGCCCACCGGACUGGGACACGGGAAGGUUUGUCCGCGAGAUGGCAAACGAGGAUGUAGCAUCGUUGACGCUGUGGAUGCGAGGCACAGGGGCAAAGUGACUCAUUUCUUGUCAUGGUGCUGGGCAUACAAGCUCCAAGACUUUGUGAGCGCCAUUAGCAGCUGGACGAAGAGGCACGAGCUUGUGACGAGCGAGGUGUUCCUUUGGAUUUGUUUCUUCUGCAACAACCAGUAUCGUAUUCUUGAGUCUGCCACCGACACUGGGCCAGAUGAGCUCAAGGAAGCCUUCGAGAGCAACCUGGCCAAAGCUGGUCGGAUGCUCAUCUUGCUGGAUAGUUUCGAAAGGCCAGCAUACAUCACGAGGGCUUGGUGCAUCUUUGAGACAUAUGUAUGCAUUGACAACAAGUUCCCCAUGACCAUCAUCCUCCCAGAGCAUGCAGAAGACCUGUUCCGGCAGAAGAUGGAGACUGCGGGUGGCCUGAGGAACCUACGAAAAGAGUUCGGGGCUAUCGAUGCGCGCUCAGCGAAGGCAUCAUCCCAGGCAGACCAGCAAAUGAUCCGAGACCUCAUCUUAAGGACAACAGGCUACAACGUGGUCAACGAGGCAGUAAAGAAGUGCCUGCUAGACCAGCUCAAAUACUUGUUCGAAGCCUGUAUCAGCCGCGACUGA